UGCAAAGUGUGGAAAAUUUAAAUUAAAUGUGGGAAUUUACACUGAUUUAUCCUGCAAAUGGACGCCUCCAUCUUAGCUCCCCGUCAAUCAUUGUUACAAUGUCUGCUCCUUGCACCUGGCAGUCAGCAUCGGGAAAGCAUACAGAGAAGAGAAGAAUUGCAUUGUGUUAUCCUUUGUAAAAUCUUUCAUCUAAAUCUGAAAUAAAAUGGAACUUUACAGCGUCAGCUGAGCGCUCUCAGCCAAUGAGCAUGGUGAUUAUGCAGUCAGGCUUCGCUCAGUGGCAAUAGCUUCCACCAGCAGUAGGGGAAGGUGGUGGCAGGGACCUGGCAAGAUCCAGGUAAGUUGGCAAACUAUUCUUAAAUGGUAUGAUUACUUGCUUCACAAGGGUGCCAUGGCACGCUUGGCACCAUAACCACUACAGGGUAAAAACCUGCCUGGAAAAACAUAAAUGGGGCAGCUGUCUGUCAGAGUGUGCUUGUAAGUAUGUCUGUCAGUAAAUGUGUGUGUGUCAUUAUGGCUGUCUGUGUGUGUGUCAUUAUCUCCAUGUGUUUGUGUGUGUGUGAGUGUGCGCAUCUGUAUCAGUAUGUGUGUAUGCGUCAUUGAAUGUGUCAGCAUGUCUUUCAGUAUUUCUGUGUGUGUUAGUAUAUGUCUGUCUAUAUAAAUAUGUCUGUCAGCGUAUAUCUGUGUGUGCCAGCACAUCUAUCACUAUAUGUGACUGUAUCUGUGUGUGUAUGUGUCAGUGUGUAUAUAUGUAUGUGUAUCUGUGUACCUGCAAGUGUAUGUGUGUAUGUGUAUCUGCAUGUAUCAUGAUGUGUAUCUGUGUGUCUGUAUGUUAUGUUAUCAGUAUGUGUAUCUGUGUGUGUGUUAGGGAUCGACCGAUUAUCGGUUUUACCGAUAUUAUCGGCCGAUAUUCGGUAUUUUUGGCAAUAUUGGUAUCGGCUAAUAUAGAUACCGAUAUUGCCGACAAUACAUACCAUGACCGCCGGGCUCAUUACAAGCCCAGUUGUCCUGGGGGCUGCAUCUUCCCAGCAGCCAUUCAGCUCCACUGUGUAAAUCUCGCGAGUCUCUCGGCCGCCAGAGCAUUGCCACGGGUUAUAAUGGCAAUUGAGAUUUACACAGGGAGCUGAGAGCUGCUGCCGGCCCCCCACUACUCAGCCAAUGCCAUAGCCCCUUACCAGGCAAGAUAACAAGCAGGGAGGGGGGACAAAAAAUAAUAAUAAUAAAACCUAUAAAUGUUAAAUAUUAAAAAUAAAAUUAAAAUUAAAAAAUGCCCCCCCCCCCUCCCGCCCAUUGUGCACAAAUUACAUCCCUUCACAAGCAUACACACUAUACAAAACAUCAACACUACAUACCAAUAAACUUCUGAGUUAAAUUUCAAAAUUAUAUAUAAACACACCCCUGCAUUCAUGCUUGCAUUCAAACGCAAACACCACGUACAAACACAUCCCUACAUUUACACCAACAUACUCCAUAUAAAGACAAUCAUACAUUCAAACACACAAACACUGCCCAGUGCUAAAUACAAACCUGCAAACAUGGGUAAAUGGUAGAUCACCAGCUGUCAGUGCAUUGUUGGAGUUACACGACAGGUGGUGAUCGAUCUUUUAUGUCACCCUUGCAAUAGGGGGGCGCAAAAAAGAAUCUUGCACCUCUUUACUUUAGUUUCACCACUGCAUUUGGUCGGAUGGCUUGAUUGCAUGCAAAGGAGGAGGGGGACACGGUCCAGGGGGCCUAAGCAAAUGCUUUGCCCAGGGUUUAUCAAUAAUAAAGACAGUCCUACAGCUUAGUCACACUACAAUAAAUGACCGGCAGAAGGGGAGCACUGUCCCUCCCCCAGGCCAGUGCACCCUAGGCAGCUGCCUACUUAGACUGGUCGACCGAUGUGGUUUUGUUUGAUAUAAAAACGGUUUGCGGACUGCUUUUGCAAUAUUGCCAAAUUAUCCUGGCAUUAACAUGCAUUACACAGCUAAAAGGCAAUUUCUUUUCAGUAAAAAUUCCGGGCUCACGCACACAUACAUUUCUGAUAAACUGGUCACUUCAGAGAAAACUUGGACGCCCCUGCUCUAUGUGUUGACAACACAACACCACCUAGUGGGGGUUAUUUAGUAUUACAUCUACUUUUUAUAUCAGACCUGAUGUAUAGUUCAAACAUGGAGGUCUGAUUUUUCUUUCUAAUAUUACUUCCUUCAUUAUACUUGCCAGUGGAGGCUUGUCCAUAGGGGCACUUGGGCAGCAACCUACCAGUUUUUAUGUGGGGAAAAAUAACAUUUUAAUAGUUUAGAAACACAAAGAUUAUUUUUUUUUCUGAAGGGUAGGGUGGUAAGCCGAAAAAUAUGGGAAGAAUGGUAUAGUAUGCUAAUGUAGUGUAUUUAUAAUCUUAAUUUUAGUAAUGACAGGAGGCGAGUAUUUUGCAUUGACUUUCUUUACUUUAAACUCCAGCAGCAAACAGGUCAAUCAAAACAACCAGUCAUCACAUCUAUAAGUAAAGACAGCGCCCAUUUUUUCCUCUUUCUUUGAUGUGAGCGUAGCUAAUCCAUUCAACAGGAACAGAAAGCGUAGAACAUGAACCGAUAAGUAAGGAAUAAUUGACGACAGGCCGUUGAAUUAUUAGAAAAAUAAUGUACGCUCGAGGUGGUAAUGCGGUCACGACGCAAAGCGGGGUCCCCUAGCUUGGGUGGAAAAUUCAGAUGGCACUUGAGAUAACAACUUAGAGAUUGCUCUCUCCAUAGAUGCUGAUACAGUGGCGUUAAUCAUCGCUUGUAGCAUUUGGCUGUGUUGUGGGGAAUCCGACAUGGUGAUAUGUAAAUUGUCCUGUGGAGUAGAGGACAUAUGUGUUAGCCCACUUGCCUAUUCAAGGCCUGGUGGGUAGACCCCUUGCUCAGUGCAAUCGGGGGUAGCCUGGUAUGUGGGUGGAUAUUCCUUUAAAUCACCACCAUGCAGGUAUGAGGGCUCAAAUAUAACGCCGGUCGUGUGGGCGGCUGGUACAUAAGGGAGCAGAACCCUUGUAAGUAGGGGGAAGUGGUGAAAACCUCCAAUAGCCAGAGGAAAAAUCCCAAAGUCCCCACUCAAUUGGGGAGGUACCGUUAGAACGUGGGUUUGGUUGUAUUGUGACCUCACAUAGACAAUCCUUGAUGGUAUCUGUACCGCUAGUAGGGGUGCACUUCCUAGUUCGUUGUGCAGGUCCCCUAAAAAUAAGAUAUAUCUAUCUAUCUAUCUAUCUAUCAGGAGGCUCACCCCUGCGUAUGCAGGCUGCACACCAGGCAUAUUAUGUACAUAAACAGUUAUAGUUGUACAGGUAAUUGUUCCACAGAUAGAUAUCAUAAAAUAUCCUGACACGUGACUCAAGUCAUGUAAACAUCAUAUAUAAGUGGGAAUAUGAUCACCUUGUCUGAAAUCCUUGUCAUGUAAAUUCUGUUAUCGCUGGCAAAUGCAGUGUCUUGUAGUUGGUAAAAAUCUGUUGAAGGCCGUCACCGGGUAUCUGCAAUGGAAAAUCAAAAUGGCCACUGUGUAUCUCGUGAUCUUGCGAGAUCCGAGAUGGCCGCCACACGUGAGGACCCGGCCGAAAGAACUCCGGUGGGCCCUGGAAAGGCCUGGUAUAACCACCCUGCUAGCCCCAGUCUCAGUAGAUGGAACACACAUAUAUAUUUGGGCUAAGCCUUCCCGUGCGCCGCAGCACGCCACAGUCGGGUCUUACAGGGAAUAGAGUCAGCAGACUGAAGGUGAAGACUCACGGAGACCGUAUAUCUGAGGGCUAAUCAGGAUAGAAGCUGUGACUCUGCAGGAGCAGCAAAGAAAGAGGAAAAGUUGGGGGCUGUCCUUACUUAUAUAUGUGAUGACUGGUUGUUUUAAAUGGUUAAACUUUUUUUGAUUGACCUGUUUGCUGCUGGAGUUUAAAGUAAAAAAAGUCAAUGUAAAAUAUGAAGCCUCCUGUCAUGUGGUAAAAUUAGUGUCUCUUUACUUCUGUAAUAGGUUUUAAUUCUUCAGGGUCGUCAUCCUCCCACCCCCGCAUUGGUAGCUGUUUGGAGAAGUUUUCUUUAGAGCAUCUAAUCAUGUCUAAAAAUUGGGUCUGGAUUGAAAUCUGCCCUGUUUCAGCUAGUUUUGCACAUGCCUAGUGUCCUAAAGAAGGAAUUUCCAUUGAGUUACCAUUCGGGUAGCAGAGUAGCUGACAUGUUUCAUAACAGCAGAAAUAUUUAAUAGAAAGCUAAAGUUAUAGCAGGAGCUAUACUGGUGAAAAUAACAUCAUUUAAGAUAGGUCUAGGAAGUUAGAGUGUGAGCUGGAGUGUUAUAUAGAGACACGUACUGUGUGGGUAUCUCUUUAUUGCAGCUCUGUGUAAUCCAUCACAGUGAUCCUGGCUGUGUGGGUUAGUUAUGGUAUCUCCUUAUUGUGUCCAACUUAUUGUGUUAUAUUUCUCUGUAUUUCACUCAGCUUUACCUGUUGUAUGGGUAUCUCUUUAGCCUAUCCAGCUCUGUGUAUUGUAUAUGUAUAUUUGUAUUGUGACAAUCUUUUGUUUAUUAUAUUUCAAUUUCUUUCAGCUCUCUAUAUUUUUUUUUUUUUUCAGAUAUCUUUAUGUUUGUGCCAUUCUGUUUUAUUAUAUGAGCAUCUCUGUAUUAUGCUCCACUCUCUUGCUCACGGUGCCUAAAGAGAUAUCAGCUAUGCCUCACUGACGAUGCCUAACAAGGUUGAAACGAUCGUCUGAGGUUGCUGUGUCUCUCGUGCAGAGGGAACUUUGGAUCUGGACUGCCCAUACGGGUGGGACCAGUCUGAAAUGUUCUCUCUGUAAUGGCUAAAACCAGCUUGACAUCUGAGCGGGCACCCACCGAAGGGCAGGCUGAUUGAGCUGUUGUCCGUUCUCACCUCUCUUUCUACUUGUUUUUUCUCCACUCUCUGUAUUUGAGUAUCGGUGUACUGUAUAGGGGGAGGUGUCACCAUCUUAAAACUGCACCAGUUCCACUGGUUCCUACAAUGUUCUUUAAAGGUGCAGUAUGGAGAGGUAUCGGUGCGUUUGUAAAAUGCUGGAGGGAGGGGAAGUUUAAGAGGCAGAAUAUUGGACUAAAACUAAGAUUAGGAGACAACAGGAGCUACUUGUUCUUCUAUAUUUCUAAUUAAAAUAUGCUAUUACUGUUGACAGUCAGCAUGAAUACUUGAAAAGAUUGAUGAUUCGUAAGCUGAACUUUAAAUGAUGCUUUUAUUUUUUUCUUCUUUAUUUCUAAAUAAAAUAUAUGCCAAUGCAUUUCAUACUAAAAAAAAAAGUUCUUAUCUUCUGCUCUGUUAAUUUAACUUUUAUAACACACAAGAUGCUGCUGCAGGCUCUAGUAGGCAAUUAACAGAGUAGGAGGCAAGACAUUCCAAAUUAAACAAACUGUAAGGGGAGUUAAACAAUUUGAGCUCUUUUCAGGAUUGAAAGGUUUAGGGAGGGUGCGCCCAUCACAGCCAAGGGAGGUAUGGUUAGGGCUGCAUAAACAAAAGUGAUUAAAUAAGCACUAUAGGGUCAGGAACACAAACAUGUAUUCCUGAUCCUGACCUUAUUGUGUUAAAACCACCAUCAAGCCCCCUUGGUCCCCUCUUGGCUCACUAAAUAUAGUAAAACCUUUCUUGUAUUCAAGUCUACAGCUGCUGGCUCUGCCCCUGUCUGCCGAUAUCAUCAGAAGUGGUGUUCUGAGCCAAUCACAAUUUUUUGCAAUAGGAUUGGCUGAGCUUGUAAAGGAAGCAGAUCAGGGGCAGAGCCAGCACAAGCCAAACACAGCCCUGGCCAAUCAGCAUCUCCUCAUAUAGAUGAAUUGAAUCAAUGAUCUCUAUGAGGAAAGUUCAGUGUCUGCAUGCAGAGGGAGGAGACACUGAAUGGCAGUGCUGCAUACUAGGCAGCACUGCUCCAGGAAGCACGUCUAGCAGCCAUCUGAGGAGUGGCCAGUGGAGUUAUCACUAGGCUGUAAUGCAAGCAUGUCAAACUCGCAUGGGUCUAGUCUAGCAUGGGCCACGUAAACAAGGUUUAUGUGGGCUGCAAAAAAUAAUAAUUUUUCAUAGAAAUCUAGGUUUAUUUUGUACAAUAUAAAAAGUACAAUAUAAAAAAAAAAGAGCAUCCCACUCUACUAAACCACAGCAACCCCCCCCCGCCCCACUAAAUCCCAGUCGUCCCCCAUAUACUAAAUCCCAGUACCUCCCUCUAGCCGACAAGCAGACUCCAUUCACAUUGCCACUACUAGUAUGCGUCUCCGGAGUCCGGCCUCUGGUAUACCCCAAAUGGCGCCAUCCGCACCCUGUGCCAAACCUGAUCCUCCCGCUACUUUUUGAAACCCUGUGAAGUUGGAGCUCGUUGAUGUCAUGUCGGAAUGUGACGUGGCGUUGCGUGCCUUCAUGCACCUCCAGGUACUCCACUGUCGGGUCGCAGCCAAUGCAACACGGACCAACACAAACACACACACUGACAGACACACACACACACUGACAGACACACACUCUCAGACAGACACUCACUGACACAUACUCACUGACAGACACACAGUCACUCACUGACAGACACAUACACACACACACAUUUACACAUUCUUGCAUUCACAUCAUAUUUAUUGCUCCCUACCUUUGGGAGCCUACCUUUCUAUCUGUAGAUGUCCUUCCUGCUGCUCACUGCUCCCUCGCGCGCAGUUUAGUGAUGCUGGGUGCCGGAAUAUGAUGUCAGGAAGACUGAGCACCCUCGCUGCAUCCACUUUCCUCUCCUCCCCGGCCGGGUAACUUUUACCAGAGUAGGCACCUGCAAUUUGGAGAAAGCAGGUGCCUACUCUCCUUUAACACCAAGCAUGCACUCGCCGCUCGCUGGGCCGAAAGAUGUCCAUUGUGGGCAGCGAGUUUGACGUGCUUGCUGUAAUGUAAACACUGCAUUUUCUGUGAAAAUACAGUGGUUGCAGCAAAAAGCCUGAAGGGAAUGCUUCUACUCAACAGAACAAAUUCAAUAAGCUGUAAUUGUUCUGGUGACUAUAGUGUCCCUUUAACCCCUUAAGGACACAUGACAUGUGUGACAUGUCAUGAUACCCUAUUAUUCCAGAAGUUUGGUCCUUAAGGGGUUAAACUUCUAAAUAGAAAAAAAGUUAUCACACUUCAUGAUCUAUUAUCAUCAUGACCUUUGCGCCAAAGUACGUCAUUAGGACCAGCCCUGGAUGUAGAAUAAAAUAUGAGGGGUAUUACCCUUUGGCUUUUUACAAAUCAGUAUUUAGCUUCUGCCUAAAUCUUUAAUCGACUUUGGGCCUGAUACCAUAAAACGAUCCUAUUACAGUUGAUAUGCAUUCACACUGUACCCUCCUGAAUGUCUGUGAUAAUAGUGUCUGAUUGGUAGUGCUGUCAAAUCCAUUAUGUUUGGAGACUGGUUGCUUGGCCGAAAAUGGGCAAUUCCAUCUUAAAGGGGCACUAUAGUCACCAGAACCAAUACAGCUUAAUGUAGUGGUUCUAGUGUCUAUAGCCUGUCCCUGCAGGCUCAGCACUGUAAACGCUGCCUAUUCAGAGAAAUGGCAGUGUUUACAUUGCUGCCUAGUAACACCUCUAGUGGCAGUCACUCAGAUGGCCACUAGAUGUGCUUCCUAUCUCAGUUCUGCACAGUGUGCAGCACGUACGUUCAGCAUUGCUGAACGUUCCACAUAGAGAUGCAUUGAUUCAAUGUGCAAUAGCCUUCCAAUGCUUUUAUAUGGAAAAGCAUUGGAUUGGCUUUGAUCAUUAAGAUUGAUGAUCUCAGCCAUGGAGGUGGGGACAGCUGCGGAAAACUGGUGCGGUGAGGGAAAAAAAGGUAAGUUAAAUACCUUACUUUUCCAUUCUAAAGGGGAAUGGCAAAUGUAUUCCUAACACUAUAGUGUUCCUUUAAUACCUGGUAUAACACAUAGUGAUUGCAGACUCAUGUGGUUAUAAAACAGCAAUGUGCGUUUCUCUCUUUCUCACCAUGUCAGCUGAUUCUCUUUGUCUCUUGCAGAGUUGACGAUAGUGGUUCCAGGCAUACAUGGCGUCUGGCUGCAGUGAAUUGGAAGCUGCCAUUGAAGUUCUUGUGCGCAAUUUCUAUGUAUACGCAGCGCGCAAGGGGAAGUACGACAAGAUGAAUAAAAAGGAAUUUCGCAAGAUGGUCACGCAAGAGCUUCAGCACGUCCUUACGGUGAGAGUCUAACUACCCUUUUUAUUAUUAGAAUGGUUGCCACCAUUUAGUUCUUUAUAUUUGUUGUGCUGGAUAUAACAAAGACGCCUGCAAUGCCAUAACAUCAGAAGCAGACACAUGACAGACAUAAGAAAACAGAAAUUUGCCAUUUGACAAUAAGCACAUUUUUGUGAAAUUAAAAAAAGUGAGGGGAUACAUGGCAUAAUAAGAGUAAAUAAAAUGAUAUAGUAAAUAAAUGAUAUAGUAAAUACAAAUAAAUAAAAGGUGUUGGUCGCUUAAUUUCUAUCAAGAAUACGAUUAGCGAUAGUUUACAUGACGCUUAUAUAAUAACUAAUAGAGCGAAACGCUGACAGUAAAUCAGAAUAUUAGAAUUCUCAUGGGCUUAAUAACUCAUCAGUUGAGAUCGCACAUUGGCAGCACUAAAUAAAGAUAAAACAAAUAAAAAGAAAAAACUUCAGAACAUAAAAUAAACUGUGUUCAGAAGCAGAGUUACAAGAUUCUAUAGAUUCUAUAGUCGCAGCUUCCAGGCCUUGUUGCGGCAAUGUGCUCUCCUUUUGGAGCGUGUGUGGCGCUCCAAGUCUUCCCAGGGUCUGUUUUGCGUUGAUGAGUAGUUUAUCGUUUCCGCUAUAGAUUUUGGAUAGGGUGUGGGAUCUGUGCAGGGGACGAAGGACCCAACGUGCCCGCAGCCUGAAGAGUCAGUCUCACCCAUCCAGCACCAUCUUGUUGCACAGUUGAGGUCGAUGGGGACCUCCUAAUCCCCCGGAGCCUCUGACUCUGUAUGCUAGGCUGGAGCGGGAAAGGAUGUAGAGACAUAGCAGAAGCAGGUUUAGUAUCCAGUUUCAGCAAGAAGGAUCGGCGUAAACAGACACAUGCCUGCAGUAUAUCCCGCUCGGCAUCAGCAUGUGUGUCAGCCAUGUUGGGACUGUCUAGUAGGUGCUGUGGUACGUUAGUACCUUCAGGAAUUUGCCCCACGAGAGGCUGGAUCGGUCAGUGCAGACCAGGAUUAACCCACCGGUCCAAAGGUCGAACGGAGCCCAGACGGUAGCAAGGACAUCUCAGAACAAGGGACCGUCCGCUUCCUCCGGCUCAAGCCGCCCAGCAGGCCGCAGAGGAGUUCGCCACUGGUUUCACUCAAGAAAUGGACAAAUAAUAAGUCUUGAAUAAGGCAGAUUGAUUAGUAGUUGAGACAGAUCUAUUUCUUUUAGUAUAAUCUCCAACAAGUUGACUUUUAGGGCUAAAUUCCAUAGAUCGUUUGAGGAGCUCCGCCACUAUGCAAAUUUGUCCCUCGGCAACAAUAUUUUAUAUUGUUAUAGCUAUCUUAUGAUUAAAAUAUUUCAUAUUCAUAUGCAACAAUUUGCCUUGUAAUUUUAUCGAGUGUGGGCAAGAUAAGAUUGCAUCACAGGAGGUGGUGAUCAGAGAGAGGGAGAGGUGUGUUAGUGAGGUCAGCAAAAGAACAGAGGUUAGAGUAAAUAGGAUCUAAAGUGUUGCCAGUUUGAUGGAAUUGGACCACUGCAUGAGUCCCAAGAAGGCGAUCAUAGAGAAGACGUUAGAGGUUUCAGAUGCAGUCGGUGCAUUUGUAAAGAUGUUAGAAUCUCUAAGGAUAAUGAAGGAAAUGCCAGAGGACAGGAAGUGAGAGAGCCAGGCUGAGAAGUGUUCCAGGAUCUCAAAAGAGAGAAAGAGAGUAAAGGUGCAGCAAGGUGUGAGGAGACCUACACCACCACUUGCAGUCACUAGGUCUGGGAGUAUGCGAGAGUUGGAGGCUGCCAUAAGACAGGGAAUUAGAGGUAGCACAGUCACAGGGGUUCUGCCAAGUUUUAGUGAUGGGCAGAAGAUUGGGAGUUGCAGAUAAAGAAGUCAUGAAUGAAAGCUGAUUUGGCAAUGCUACAGUCAGAUCGAGCAUUCCAGAAGGCGCAGCAAAAAGAGGGAGCCAGUGGGAAUAUGUGCAAUGUUAGAAGGGUUUGUAUGGGGAAGAGAAGGGAGCAGGGCCAGGGUUUGGGUAGAUGUCAGCUGCCAGGAGCAAGGCAAAAGAAAGUGAUAGAAGGUGGGAGUGAGAUUUGAAAUUGCUGGAGGGUGAUUGAGGUCUAAAAGAGUGGGUGUUUAGGAGGGGUGAAUGUAGAAAAAAAGGAGAAAGGUGUAGAACAGGGGUAGUCAACCUGGUCCCUACCGCCCACUAGUGGGUGGUUUGAGAUUUUAGGUGGGCAGUGGUGGGUUCUGCAGAAAACACCCAGUGGGCCUCGAUGGCCUUGGACCAAGGCUGGCAGGAGCAAAGAUCUCCCUCACCGGCCCACUGGCACGGAGUUCUAGCAGAGGGAGAGAAGUGCAUGGGAGACUCUGUGAUCCUCCCGCAAGCAGACUGGUCAGAGCGUUGCGAUAGCAUGGCAACGCUCCGAUACAGUGCUGUGCUCACAGGAGGACAGGAGUGUCAACCUGCAGCAGGAGGAGCUGCAGGCUAAAGUAAACAUGCCACCACUGGACCACCACCGCUUGCAGCAUUGACCCCCCUUCCUUGGUGAAAGGAGUACCCUCACACACACAAACACAGCACCACUCACACAGUACACCUUUCACACACAGCAACCUUCACACAAACACAGCACCUCACAGACACACACAGAAAAUAGAAAAAAAGGGAAAAAAUUAGAUCAAUAUAAGUAUAUAUAUAUAUAUUUAUUUUUUUUUAAACCCUCCUUUCUAAAAAAAUAAAUCACACUUGCUCUAUAAAAUUAGUUACUGCGGCACUGGCGAGCGGUAAGUAAAUUUUACCAUCAACAGAGAUACAAAGGUGGGCGGUAGGUAUUAAAAGGUUGACUACCCCUGGUGUAGAGUAUGGGAUGCACAAGGGAAAUGCAAUGACAAAAGGGUUUUAUAAAACAGGGUGGCAGAGAAAUAAAAGAAUAGAGUGGAGAACAUUUUAGAAGAGAGGUGGAGGAGUAAAUGGAAAUCUGAUGAAUAGACUGUACUUAGAGAACCGGGAAACAGGAAGUGGGUGAGUAGAAAGAAAAAGGUGGCUGUAGAAUAGAUAAUACAGAAUCUAUACUUCCAUGUCAUAAAUGUCAGUUUUGUCCAACCUGGAUGACACUGAUUGGCCUAAAUCGCUGAGCUAACCCACCAGCAUGCUUACAGUGCACUCACAAAGUUAUUGCCAAAACUAUAUCAGAUUGGCUUAAACCCUUUGAAAAGUUAUAAAGAUCAGGUUAUGACGACCGUAAAGUGUCACAUUUAGUCUUUAAGGGACUAAAGACCCCCUUUAUAUUGUGUAUAAUGUAAUUACAUAAAUGAGUCUUUAUACUUAAGUCUACUAAGGUAAAAAUUGUAUUGCUUUCAUCGCUACUGUAUUAAUCCCAUGAUCUACCGUCAUCUUUAAAAGCUUCAAAUACUAAUUCCUACCCAGAAUUCUCAGCUGCAUAUUUGUCAUUGCACAAUGAAUACAUCUUUGGGUAAAGAGGUUUGUGACAUCUCUGGAAUGUGAAGGUGUGCACAAAUUGUUCUGCUGGCCUUAGUAGUCCGCAUUCAUCAUCCAGUUAGACACCUGUGGGAGGUGGAUGACAGUAAAUGUUAAGGUAGGUCAGUCAUAGCAUAGGCCAAGGUAUAUUUCUUUUAAAGAGACAAUACAGUCUAAUAGCAAAUUAUCUUCAACACAUCUUACUUAAAAUAUACACCACCAUUCCUCUUUUUCAACACAUCGACAAAUACACAGACUGACACUUAAAGGUGCAAUUCACUGCCCAAAUACAAAUUGUAAAAAAAAUAAAUUAAAUAAAAAAAUACAGUUCUAGUUUUUCCUCUUUUCUGAUACAUUGUCACACAUCAUGCUAAAUUCUUGGUUCUUUUACUGUGUUAAACAAACAAAAAACAAAAAAAACACAAAAUGCAUAAAACACUAUUUUGUAGAUAUAUAUAUACGCAAUGAAAACACGCAUGCCUUUAAUUAUGCAUUGUUAUGCAUUGUUUUAAUUGUGGGUAUAUUCUAGAUCUCUUGUGUGCAUCCUUUGCAAGCCAUUUCCUUCUUCAGCAGCCUAGACUUUCUGUGGCUGUCCAAUCACAGACAUUUCUUUAAUGAGCAGUCUUUGCAAGACACAUACUCUGGGCAAUUUCUACCUCUUGAGUUUAGUUCCACUGAGCUAAACUACUAGGAAGUAACAUGACCAGUUUUUUGAUUGACAGCCAUGGGGUGUAACAAGAUUAAAGGGACACUCCACUGACCAAAUAAAAAAAUAGAAAAGUCAAUGUUUAGUAGACUUGAGUCUAAAAACAGCUUGUAAAAAGCUGCAGAUCUCUUGGCUGAAGACUUUGCAAUCCCUCCCCUUCUAACCCAGUUUAGUUUGCUUGUCAUACGCUGUAUAUAGAAGCAAGCCUUCAAGGAGUAAAGUUGUUUAGCUUCCAUAGCAUUCAUUGUAUAUAGUAGCGUGCCUGCAAGGGAUAAAAUUGCUAAGCUUCCAUGUUUUACACUGUAUAUCAUAUCAUGCCUGUAAGGGUGCAAGUUGUUUAGCAUUCAUAUUAUACACUGUAUACAAGAACAUAGCAUUACCAGUAGAGGAAAACUUGUUUUAUCUACCAUGUCAUUCACUGUAUAUUGUAUUAUUCUUCCAUAUCCUACAUUUUAUAUCCGGAAUAAGGAGGAUGUAAAUCCCCAAUUGUUGCUGAACUACAAGUCCCAUACUUCCCCAACCUUAUCUGUCAUAAAUUAAACAUAGAAUAAUGCAGUCAAAAUUUAUGUACACAAGAAAAUAAUUAAAAAAUAAUGGCUUUUUUCCUUUUAAAAAGCAUAACACGUGUAUAAUAAACCAAACUAAGUGCUUAAUGGCAACUCCCUUACACCCUGAACUAAGUGUCUGAUAUUCCUUCCCUCGUACAGAACACCCAGAACAAGGAAGCUGCCAACAAGCUCAUCCAGUCGCUGGACGCAGACGAGGACGGGAAGAUCAGUUUUGAUGAGUACUGGACUCUGAUUGGAGAGAUUGCCAAGAAGCUGAGCACACAGAUGGCAUUGCAGUGUCAAGAAUGACACUAAAGAACGAGGAACGAUCCAUCCCUCCAUCUAACUGUGGUGGAAGCCUCCCAUAGGUCAUGGAAACACCACUUUUAUUUUCUGGUGUUCAGUCCCAUGGUGGGGCUCCAGUAUUUCAUUUUCAUUUCAGCUUUGAUUAGGUUACAUUUUUUACUUUCAUUGUUUACCCAAACUUUGUUUUGGAAGCUAUAUAUGUUACUAGAGCCAAGGAACAAGUCCUCAUAUCCGUGACCUGGUUAUGCUGGAUGAUCAGGUUACCUGUCGAACCCCUAACAAGGCUUCCUGUUUUAUUAUCACCAUUAUACUUUUUAUGUGUAAGGUGUUGAAUUGUGUUUUUAUUUAGCACUCGUGAACCAAUGGGUAAAAGCACAUUACAGCCGAUAUAUAAUAGCAUACGGGUGGAAUAUAUACGCACUGAUGAUCAACUCUUGUAAUUUGCAAUCUUAAUAAAUUGUACACAAGUUAUAAUAUGGUUAAAGAGUUAAUGUAGACCUUCAACCUUCCCAAAUCCUUACCUGGUUGGAGCUCCCUUCUUGGCUUAUAUUGUGCAAUUUUCCAUCUCCAACAACAUUUAUUUCACCACCUCCAUGAACGCCGAUGUGGCUGUUAGCUUCACAAAGUAGGGGGGAGAAUGUGAUCAUGGCACAGGUGUCUGAAAAACCAUACAGGGUAUCAGAUGAGUUCUGUAGAGAUAAGAGACAGUAUGUAACCCAUGAGGCAAUUGUUCAACUUCUGAAGCAAAAGAAAUCCUAUAAUUUGUGCUAUUUGUUUCACCAAUUCUCUUUCAGUGCACUCAUAUAUAUUAUAUAUUGUUUUUAAAAGGAUGGACAUGUCUUUUUUUUUUUUUAUUAAAUUUUUUAUUGUUAAUGUUAAAUACAGCAUAGAUGUCAAGCACAAUCUCAGCCACAGGAAAUAAUUGAUACAGUAUUAAGAGUGUACAUUUAACAAUAAAGCAUUGGUAAAGCAAAA
Molecule: messenger RNA, 14103 nt
Organism: Pelobates cultripes (western spadefoot toad)
Lineage: Eukaryota; Metazoa; Chordata; Amphibia; Anura; Pelobatidae
Source: the annotation of a GenBank genome assembly